CCGCCAGCCCUUUGAAAUCUGCCUCUCCUCUCCACUUCCUCCUCUCAUCCUACCUACCGAACCCUUCUCCUCUCUGUAUUUCCCUUUAUAAACACAUUUUCCACAUUCGCUACCCAUCUCAGAGUCCCCCACCUCUUUGAUCUCUCUUAUUAACAACACCCUUGUUUCAGAGUGCUCAAUCGAUUCCAAAAGAGAUCUAAGAACCCUAAUUUGAGCAUUUGCCAUGGCUCUUUCCAACUCCGCCGCUCUCUCUUCCUCCAAAUUGAUCUUCAAUCCCCUUGUUGAGCCUAAAUCUCACCAACCCAUUUCGUUUUUUGCUCCAUCCAAGACCCAUUUCAGGCUUCGCCAACGAAUCUCCGCCGUUCAUUCUACAGAGCCGGCUAAUGACAAGGUUGUCGCCGAAGCCUCCAGUAAGAAAUUGGUGGCGGCGCCGUCUAGGACCGAGAAAUGGGGUUUGGAGAGCUGGAAAUCGAAGAAGGCUUUGCAGCUUCCUGAGUACCCAGAUCAGGCGGCUCUCGAAUCUGUUCUUAAAACCAUUGAAUCGUUUCCUCCCAUCGUGUUCGCUGGUGAGGCUAGGAGCUUGGAGGAGAGGCUCGCUGAAGCUGCCAUGGGUAAUGCUUUCCUCUUGCAAGGUGGGGAUUGCGCUGAGAGCUUCAAGGAGUUCAGUGCUAAUAAUAUUAGGGAUACAUUCAGGAUUCUUCUCCAGAUGGGUGUUGUUCUUAUGUUUGGUGGGCAAAUGCCUGUCAUUAAGGUGGGAAGAAUGGCUGGUCAAUUUGCAAAGCCUAGAUCAGACCCUCUUGAGGUAAAAGAUGGAGUAAGUCUUCCAAGCUACAAGGGAGACAAUAUCAAUGGCGAUGAUUUUACUGAGAAGUCAAGAAUUCCAGACCCAGAAAGGAUGAUUAGAGCUUACACACAAUCUGCUGCAACUCUCAACCUUCUCAGAUCCUUCGCCACUGGAGGAUAUGCUGCAAUGCAGAGGGUCACUCAAUGGAAUCUGGAUUUUGCUGAAAACAGUGAGCAGGCAGACAGGUAUCACGAACUCGCUCGUCGUGUCGACGAUACCCUUGGAUUCAUGGCUGCUGCCGGGCUUACAGUCGACCAUCCUAUCAUGACAACAACUGAGUUCUGGACUUCUCACGAGUGUUUGCUCUUGCCUUAUGAGCAAUCACUUACCAGGCUGGACUCAACAUCUGGCCUUUACUAUGACUGCUCAGCUCACAUGCUUUGGGUCGGGGAACGUACCCGACAACUCGAUGGUGCCCACGUUGAGUUCCUUAGAGGGGUUGCUAACCCUCUUGGAAUUAAGGUUAGCAACAAAAUGGAUCCAAAUGAGCUGGUUAAACUCAUUGAAAUCCUCAAUCCUGAUAACAAACCAGGAAGGAUAACUGUGAUUGUAAGAAUGGGCGCUGAGAACCAGAGAGUGAAGCUUCCCCAUUUGAUUAGAGCUGUACGAAGGGCAGGGCAAGUUGUGACAUGGGUCUGUGAUCCAAUGCAUGGAAACACCAUUAAGGCACCCUGUGGCCUCAAAACUCGUCCGUUUGAUGCCAUUCUGGCCGAGGUCCGAGCUUUCUUUGACGUGCACGAGCAAGAAGGGAGCCAUGCGGGAGGGAUUCAUUUGGAAAUGACUGGACAGAAUGUGACAGAAUGCAUUGGAGGAUCCCGAACUGUAACCUUUGAUGACUUAUCGUCAAGAUACCACACGCACUGCGACCCGAGGCUGAAUGCUUCUCAGUCUCUUGAGCUUGCUUUCAUCAUAGCAGAGAGGCUUAGGAAGAAGAGGAUUGGAAAGCAGAGCCCUCUUUCCCCAAGCUUCAUUUAAACACCAAUCAUGUUUGACUGUGAAUAAGCCUAGAGUUGGUAUUCGCCAGAGAUUCAAAUUCAGUCUAUCAAUAUAUGAACGCCAGGAGGUAAUUGGAGUAUUUUGCUGUGGAGAGUUAAUAAGUGAACUCUAACCAAAGAGUUGGAGGAUCACAAGUUUAGGACUAGUCGAUUUAGAUUUCCAAGUGUUUCAAUGUAAACAUUACCUAAUUAACAUUUAAGCAUUGAGAUGAAACUUGAAUAUUUCUUGGUUAUCAAAUUGACUAUAUUCCAUCAAA
Molecule: messenger RNA, 2096 nt
Organism: Cucurbita moschata (crookneck pumpkin)
Lineage: Eukaryota; Viridiplantae; Streptophyta; Magnoliopsida; Cucurbitales; Cucurbitaceae
Product: phospho-2-dehydro-3-deoxyheptonate aldolase 2, chloroplastic-like
Exons: 5
Coding region: 224-1819 (531 amino acids)
Biological process (GO): aromatic amino acid biosynthetic process
Molecular function (GO): 3-deoxy-7-phosphoheptulonate synthase activity
Source: RefSeq, a predicted model, not a curated record